Entamoeba dispar SAW760 is the source of this 1596-nucleotide messenger RNA. RefSeq lists its product as uncharacterized. The record is from RefSeq and is a predicted model, not a curated record. Bases 1 to 1596 code for a protein of 531 amino acids. Gene Ontology annotation, biological process: transmembrane transport. The transcript has a single exon. NCBI's taxonomy places the organism in Eukaryota, Evosea, Mastigamoebida, Endamoebidae. Gene Ontology annotation, molecular function: transmembrane transporter activity.
AUGAACGUUGUAAUAAAGUAUAUUUCAUUAAUAUUUUCUAAUUUUCCAAGGUCUUGUGUCACUGGUUUCUUGUUUAAUUUUGCUUCAUACUUUUAUUGGCUUGUUGUCCCAUUAAAAUGUGUUGAUAUGGGAGGAUCAACAUUAGACCUAUCAUUAUUACAAGUAGUUGCUUUUGUUAUUUAUUCAAUUCUAUCUCCUUUUUGUGGUAAAAUAGGAGACAAAUUUAAUCCUUUUAUAGUCAUUAGAAUAGCAAUGUGUUUCUUUGUUGUUGCGGUUACUCUUAUUUUAAUUUUCCCAGAGAAGUUUUUUGUUCUUUAUAUUUCUGUAGCAAUUUGGCCUUUUUGUACAGCUUUUUAUUGGCCAGUAACUACAGGAACAGUAGGAUUUGAAGCUCCAAUAGGUUGUGAAAAUAGAAACACUUCACUAUAUCAGGUUUCAUGGUCAAUUGGUAAAGCCCUAGGAUUUUUAUUUGGUGGAAUGUUAAAAGGGGCAUUAGGGACUAAUGCCUUGUAUAUUUGUAUUGGUAUUGUGGUAGUUAAUAUGAUUCUUUAUCCAUAUCGUUAUCCAAAAAGAAUUCGUGAUAAGUUAAAUGCAUUAAAAAGUAAAAACAAAAAAGAAGAAAAAGAACCUAAAGAUGUUCAUGUUGAAGUUACAAUGGUUCCUCAAAAUGAACAUGAGGCUGAUGACGUAGAAAUUCCUACUGAAAUGUUAAAUCAAAUUAAUGCAGGAAAAUCUGUUGAAGAAAUAAAAGAACAACAUAAAGAUACACAACAACCUCAAGAAAAAAUAAGUGAUUUUAAGAAAUUAAGAAUUAAAUGGAAUUCUCUUGAUUUAAAGAAUAAAACUUAUAUUUAUCUUGGUUAUAUUAUGCAACUUGGUGUUUAUGGUACUUCUGCAAUUCUUUCUAAUUCAUAUGUAACUUUAGCUAAAGAUAAAGAUAUUACUAUUCCAUUUGGACAAAGUCCUGUUGAAAUGUAUAUUGGAAUUCUCUUUUUCUGUUAUUUUAUAGCUCAAACACUUGUUAUGUCAGUAAUGUCUUUUUCUACCUUCUGGGUUUAUUUAAGGAGUUUAUUCUUAUUAUUCCAAUUCUUUUAUUUAAUGUUUUUGAUUACACUAGGUCUUUCUGCUCAACCAUAUGUUAAUUGGUUCUUAGCUUUUAUGGGUGGUUUAGCUGGUGGAUUUGCUUAUCAAACAUCAACAUAUUAUUCAAUGAGAGCAAGUGAAGCAAGUAAAUCAAUGUUUGUUGGAAUUAGUGAAUGUGUUGGUGGUUUAGGAAAUGCAUUAUUACCUUUAAUAAGUGGAUUACUAUGUACAGGAUUUAAUGAUAAUUAUGUCCAAAUCUAUAUUGCAAUAGGCUUUGUGAUUAUUUGUAUUAUUCUUCAAGAAUUUGUUUAUCAUAUUGGUUAUUUUAUCAAUAACAAAAGGCAAGCAAAACGAGCUGAUCCUACUGCAGGUUAUCAUGAAUAUACUCCAGAUCAACCAAAGAAUGUUUCAACUCCUCAACCAUCAACCGUUCCUGAACCAAAACAAAAAGGAGAUAAUUUGGCUAAUGUUAAUUCUUCAAAUACUCAACAGAUUGAAAUGGAACCAAAUUAA